AUUAUUUAGGCCGUCCUCUCCGAAUACUCAUUCGCUCCCCCCGCUUAACGUAUCCGAUCUCUCUGAGCCUGCGCUGUAAAGGGAAGAGAAAUGGCGUUGAGUGGUUGUUGGUUUCGCUGUCUGAGUCGGGGUGUAGGGAAAAGACUGCAGUUGGUAGGGAGCUCGGACAAAUAUGUCCGGGCUGCCUCCAGUAUUUCUAAGGAUAUGCUGCCAGGUCCAUAUCCCAGAACGCCAGAGGAAAGAGCACAAGCAGCAAAAAAAUACAAUAUGAGGGUGGAAGAUUAUGAACCAUAUCCUGAUGAUGGAAUGGGAUUUGGGGACUAUCCAAAACUACCAGACCGGUCGCAACAAGAGCGAGAUCCUUGGUACACAUGGGAUGAGCCCGACCUGCGAAGAAACUGGGGUGAACCGAUGCACUGGGAUUUUGACAUGUUCAUUAGAAAUCGUGUGGACACCUCUCCAGGACCUGUGGACUGGAAUACUAUGGUCAAAACAUUGGGUGGCUUUGUAGGCUUUAUGCUGUUCAUGUUCUUCCUCGGGGAGUUAUUCCCUUCAUAUCAGCCUGUGGCUCCUAAACAGUAUCCAUACAAUAACCUGUACCUGGAGAAUGGAGGAGCACCUGACAAAGAAAUGCCCGAAGUGCCCAAUUAUAAAAUAUGACCAGUCUUCUUUGUCUGUUUGUCAGACAGUAUUCAUCUUGGAAUGGUCUCUUAUUCUGUACAGUUAAGAAUGUAAUAAAUGUAUGAAUAUUAA
This is a messenger RNA of Stegostoma tigrinum, 753 nucleotides long. RefSeq names its product NADH:ubiquinone oxidoreductase subunit B8 (gene ndufb8). The transcript is spliced from 5 exons. Gene Ontology annotation, cellular component: mitochondrion. The record is from RefSeq and is a predicted model, not a curated record. Lineage: Eukaryota; Metazoa; Chordata; Chondrichthyes; Orectolobiformes; Stegostomatidae. Bases 91 to 660 code for a protein of 189 amino acids. Gene Ontology annotation, biological process: mitochondrial electron transport, NADH to ubiquinone.